AUGCGCUUUCAGGUGGAGGAGCUGGAGGUGCAGUUCCCGUACCCGCGCAUCUAUCCUGAGCAGUACGCCUACAUGGUCGAGCUCAAGCGCUCGCUCGACGCGCGAGGCCACUCGAUGCUCGAGAUGCCUACCGGGACCGGCAAGACCAUCACGCUCCUCUCGCUCAUCACGUCGUACCAGCGGGCGCACCCCGCGAUGGGCAAACUGCUCUACUGCACGCGCACGAUCCCAGAGAUGGAGAAGGUGCUCGAGGAGCUCAAGGUGCUCGAGGCGCACCGCGACGAGCUCUUCGGCCAAGACCGCAAGGACAAGCUCUUCGCCGUCGGUCUCACCUCGCGCCGCAACCUGCGCGUGCCUCCCAAAGCCCUCAGCCCUCAGCCCUCGGCCCUCGGCCCAGCCCUCAGCCCACGCCCAGUCGGAGCCCGCCCCUGCCUUGACUGCUCCUCCGCGGAGCAGGUGCGCGAGCUGUGCUCGUACUACGAGGCGCUGGAGGCACAGGGCAGCGACGCGGCUCUCCCAGCGGCGGUGUACACGCUCGAGGAGCUCAAGGAGCUCGGGCGUGGCAAGGGCUGGUGCCCGUACUUCCUCGCGAGGCACGUGAUCUCGUUCGCAAACGUGGUGGUGUACAACUACCAGUACCUCCUCGACCCGAAGAUCUCUCAGCUCGUCUCGCGCUCGAUGCAGCGCGAGUGCGUCGUCGCGCACAACAUCGACAACAUCUGCAUCGAGGUCAUGUCGAUCAACUUUCGGAUGCCCACACUCGAGGCCUCCCCAGACACUUCCGAGACACUUCCCACACCCUUCCUAGACAGCGUGCGCUCCCCGAGAGGCGGUGCACCACCGCACAGGUACCAGCGCCUCGUGCACGGCCUCGCAAACAGCGGCGCACUCAACGCAAGCGACGAGCUCGCUGCGAACCCGCUGCUGCCGCAGGACAUCCUCCUGCAGGCCGUGCCGGGCAACUUGCGCCGCGCGGACUCGUUCGUGCUCUUCCUGAAGCGGCUGGUGGCGCACCUCAAGAAGCGGCUGCAGACGGAGGAGGUCGAGGAGAGCUCGCGCCUCGCGCUCCCGGCCACGCCGCCGCCUGCCCCUCGGCGCACCGCCCGGCUGCUCCGCGCGAGUAGGACAUCGAGCCAAAGCCGCUCAACACUCUCUCUGCAGGUGACGGACGUCUCCGACUUCAACCCGCUGCUGCUCGUCGGCGACUUCGCCACGCUGCUCGCCACGUACAGGCAGGGCUUCUGCAUCAUCAUCGAGCCGUACGACGAGCGCUCGCCCGCCCUCCCCGACCCGCUCUUCCAGUUCUGCUGCAACGACGCCUCGAUCGCGAUGAAGCCGGUCUUCGAGCGCUUCCAGUCCGUCCUAAGCGGGGCGCUUUCAUUACUAACCAAUGACUCGUUGGUAACAACAGGCACCCUGUCGCCCAUCGACAUGUACCCCAAGAUUCUCGGCUUCGAGCCGCGCGCCGUCCACUCCUUCGCCAUGUCCUUCUCGCGCGACAUCAUCCUCCCGCUCGUCGUGACGCGCGGCGCCGACCAGGCGCCGCUCUCGUCCAAGUUUGACCUGCGCUCCGAGCCCACCACCGUGCGCAACUACGGCAAGCUGCUCCUCGACAUCGCCGCCACCGUGCCCGACGGCGUGGUCGCCUUCUUCACCUCGUACUCGUACAUGCAGCAGGUCGUGCGCGAGUGGCACGCGCUCGGCAUCCUCAAGCGGGUGCUCGAGCACAAGCUCGUCUUCAUCGAGACGACCGACGUGCUCGAGACCACCAUGGCGCUCGAGAACUUCAAGCGCGCGUGCGACUGCGGCCGCGGCGCCGUCUUCCUCUCGAUCGCGCGCGGCAAGGUUGCGGAGGGCGUCGACUUUGACCGCCACUACGGGCGCGCCGUCCUGCUGCUCGGCGUGCCCUUCCAGUACACGCUCGGCCGGGUGCUGCGCGCGCGGCUCGAGUUCUUGCGAGACACGUGCGCCAUCGACGAGGCGGACUUCCUCACCUUCGACGCCAUCCGGCAGGCGGCGCAGUGCGCCGGCCGCGUCAUCCGCGGAAAGACGGACUACGGCAUCGUCGUCUUUGCGGACAAGCGGUACAACCGCGCCGACAAGCGCGACAAGCUGCCGGGCUGGAUCCGCCAGUUCAUCACCGACGGCUCGCUCGACCCGCUCCUCCGGCCUCGCCUGCGCUCGCUCAACCUCUCCUCCGACCUCGCGAUGCACCGCGCGAGGCAGUUCCUGCGAAAGAUGGCGCAGCCAGCCACCACGGCGCGCAGCGUCCCCUCCCCUCGGCCGCGAGAGACCUGGGGAGGCCCCGACGCGCCCCGCGCCAUCACUUGCGCACAGGCGGAGACGGUCUCGCUCGACUUUGAGCAGUUGCGGCGGUCGAACGCGUACGUCGCCUCCGCCGCGACCGCCACCGCCGCCAUCACGUCGCACCCGCUGCAGGCCACCGGCCAACAGCUGCCCGACCAGCCCGCCGACCAGCCGGAGCGAUUCGCAGUGGAGAUGGAUGAGGCGGAGGCGAUGGAGAUAGCCGUGUGA
Molecule: messenger RNA, 2535 nt
Organism: Emiliania huxleyi CCMP1516
Lineage: Eukaryota; Haptophyta; Isochrysidales; Noelaerhabdaceae
Exons: 13
Coding region: 1-2535 (844 amino acids)
Biological process (GO): transcription by RNA polymerase II; nucleotide-excision repair; positive regulation of mitotic recombination
Cellular component (GO): nucleus
Molecular function (GO): DNA helicase activity; damaged DNA binding; ATP binding
Source: RefSeq, a predicted model, not a curated record